GAAUAUAAAUCUUUGGCGCGUGCGAGAGAGGGGUUUUAGUUCACGCAGCGCAAGCUUCAAGCAGGGAUUUUGGCUCUCUCUCUCUUCUCUGCAAAUUCACCAUGGCCGACGAAGACUACGAUGACAUCGAUAUGGGAUAUGAAGAUGAACCCCCAGAGCCUGAGAUUGAGGAGGGGGCAGAGGAGGAUGUUGAUAACAACAAAAAUGAGGACAUCACUGGAGAGCCUCUUGAGGUCGAUGACAAGGAAGAUGAACAACCGGUGGAGCGUCCUCGAAAGACUUCGAAGUACAUGACCAAGUACGAGCGUGCCCGGAUUCUGGGUACCCGUGCUCUCCAAAUCAGUAUGAAUGCUCCUGUUAUGGUGGAACUGGAGGGGGAAACUGAUCCACUUGAGAUUGCUAUGAAAGAGCUUCGAGAGCGGAAGAUACCCUUUACCAUCCGUCGCUACUUACCCGAUGGAAGCUUUGAGGAUUGGGGGGUUGAUGAACUGAUUGUGGAAGACUCGUGGAAGAGGCAAGUUGGCGGUGGUAAUUGAUGCUUUAAACUGACAGAUGAGAUAUAAUUAGUGAGGGAGGUUCAUAUCAGGCCUGGAUUUUGCAUAAACUUUGGGUUAUAAUGCUGUAUGAAUUGUUUGUGCAUGAGACUUAUAGUUACGCUUGUCUAUAUUUCUUUAGUUUCUUCAAUAGUAUGUUUUAAGAAUUGUCAAAUCCCCUUCUUGGAAACAAUAUGGGAUAAAUGGAACACUGGAUCCAAAGUCCAAACCUAAUUCUGUUUUCUACUUUUCUCUAA
Molecule: messenger RNA, 790 nt
Organism: Arachis duranensis
Lineage: Eukaryota; Viridiplantae; Streptophyta; Magnoliopsida; Fabales; Fabaceae
Product: DNA-directed RNA polymerases II, IV and V subunit 6A
Exons: 6
Coding region: 102-536 (144 amino acids)
Biological process (GO): DNA-templated transcription
Cellular component (GO): RNA polymerase III complex; nucleus; RNA polymerase II, core complex
Molecular function (GO): DNA binding; DNA-directed RNA polymerase activity
Source: RefSeq, a predicted model, not a curated record